Molecule: messenger RNA, 6032 nt
Organism: Coregonus sp. 'balchen'
Lineage: Eukaryota; Metazoa; Chordata; Actinopteri; Salmoniformes; Salmonidae
Source: the annotation of a GenBank genome assembly
UGAUUGUUUCUGCCAUUGGAUUGUGCAACCUCUAAAAGGGUCCCCCAUGCAGCUCACCAAGGAAGCGGCACGGCAGAACAGUUCCUAUAAGUGUGUGAUUGAUGAUGACGCAACAAGAUCUCACCAACUCACUGCAAAAACAGACAUCACGCUGGCGUCUAUUGACCUGUUUGAGGUUAGUACAAGUUUAUUGUUAAUUUAAAUGACAAUUUAAAAUAUGAAAUGUAUCUUUGGCUUGUCAAGGGUCGCAAAAGGGGAGAGGAGGGGGGGAGUGGGAGAGGAGGGGAGGGGGAGGUUAAGGGAGUGGGAGGGUGAGGGGAUAAAGUAGGAUGGCACUGUUUCUAAACAUUUACAGAACAGAAAUGGUUGUACAUAAUACGUCAUCUACAACCCUAUCACCUCUGUUUGUACAUAAUUGGUCAUCUACAGUUUAACCCCAUCCCCUCAAGCCUCACUAAACAUGAAUACACAGGCCACACCCCCCCCAUGACCCAGAACAAGGUCGGGCCACGUUGGUUAUGUUAUCUCUUUAUUCUGCUGUUUUGCUUUACUCAGUAUUUUCCAGGGUUCACUGCCUAUUCAGGAAGGAAACUGAACUUUUCCAUUCCAAUAUCCUGUUGUCCUCAAUGCCUGUCUAUACGAGGGGUUAGGAUCUGAUUGGUAGACGUGCAGAAACAUACAAUGUGAUGUCAUACAAUAUUUACAAAUGUUUUCAGUUUAAUUGACUGAAAGGGAAAUGGGAUUAACCCUUUCCUUACCUCUGUCCCCAUCCGUCCCCUAUGUCCAGUUGGCCCGGGGGGGCGACGUUCCCCAGCUGGAGGCGUUGGUGAGGAGGAACCCAGCGGUACUGAGGGAACAGGAUGACUCCGGUGCCUCCCUGCUCCACCACGCUGCUGGUGCAGGAAACAUCCCUGUUAUCAGGUUCAUCUGCAGCAACACACACAGAGGUGGUGAGGCUCCCGCUCAGCGCCAAGUCAUUCCAGAGGUCUACAUCCCAAAUGACACCCUGUUCCCUAUAUAGUGCACUACUUUUGACCAGGGCCCAUAGGAUUCACCCUAUAACAUGGUUGUUCAAAUGAGUUCUUUUAGAUUUUGUAUUUUUUUAAUAUUGCGUAUCCUUUUCCUCUGCUUACUUUUUUUUGUGCGUGUGUGUGUGUGUGUGUGUGUGUGUGUGUGUGUGUGUGUGUGUGUGUGUGUGUGUGUGUGUGUGUGUGUUUGUGUGUGCACGGUCAUUGUACGUGCGUGUUUGUGUGUGCACGGUCAUUGUACGUGCGUGUUUGUGUGUGCACGGUCAUUGUGAGUGUGUGUUUGUGUGUGCACGGUCAUUGUACGUGCGUGUUUGUGUGUGCACGGUCAUUGUGCGUGUGUGUUUGUGUGUGCACGGUCAUUGUACGUGUGUGUUUGUGUGUGCACGGUCAUUGUGUGUGUGUGUUUGUGUGUGCACGGUCAUUGUUUGUGUGUGUUUGUGUGUGCACGGUCAUUGUGCGUGUGUGUUUGUGUGUGCACGGUCAUUGUGUGUGUUUGUUUGUGUGUGCACGGUCAUUGUGUGUGUUUGUGUGUGUGCACGGUCAUUGUGUGUGUUUGUGUGUGUGUGCACGGUCAUUGUGUGUGUUUGUGUGUGUGUGCACGGUCAUUGUGUGUGUUUGUGUGUGUGUGCACGGUCAUUGUGCGUGUGAGUUUGUGUGUGCACGGUCAUUGUGCGUGUGUGUUUGUGUGUGUCUGUUUAUCCGAUGACGUCCUUCCUCUGUCUUCUCUCCCCAGAGGGGAACCUGUACGAUGACGAGGGGUCUAUGCCGCUGCACUGGGCUGUGGAGAGGAACCAAUCAGAGAGCUGCAGGGCUCUGUUAGAGCUGGGGGCCGAACCCAACGUCCUCAACAAGGCCCUGAUGUCUCCGCUACACCUGGCGGUCAGCCACCAUCACAACCACCUGGUUGAGGUGAGACACCGUGAGCCUUACUUGGCCCUUACCGACCCCAACCAAAACCCUACUGCUUUACCACGGCCCAUACUGCUUUACUACGGCCCAUACUGCUUUACCACGACCCAUACUGCUUUACCACGGCCCAUACUGCUUUACUACGGCCCAUACUGCUUUACCACGACCCAUAUUGCUUUACCACGACCCAUACUGUACCUGCCCUUGUGUCUUGUGUCUCUCACACAACCACCUGGUUGAGGUGAGACACUGUGACCCUUAGCUCCCCCCUGUAACCCCUCUCUUGUCCUGAACAGCCUUGGGUCUCUCCUACAUCUGGUUGUUGGACACAUUUUCGGAAUACUAAACAACUACUGAUUUAGAACCACGGAGAGUUACUGCAAGUCGCAAAGAAAAACAGGAGCUGCCUCCAUUAUUCCAGCACCAUUUCAACUUCAACAUUUCAACAUCAUCUAAUCAGCCAUGCUUAGUCUAAUACAGUGAUAAGUGAAAGAUACCAGAAAUGAUUUAGUCCAAUCAACGUUAGCGGAAUGUGAUGUGGCUGUCCUUGGUAGCCUACUGAUUGCUCUGUGUGUGAGUGUGUGUGUGUGUGUGAGUGUGUGUGUGUGUGUGUGUGUGUGUGUGUGUGUGUGUGUGUGUGUGUGUGUGUGUGUGUGUGUCUGAGUGUGUGUGAGUGUGUGUGAGUGUGUGUGAGUGUGUGUUUGUGUCUCUGUGUGUCUGUGUGUGUGUGUGUGUGUGUGUGUGUGUGUGUGUGUGUGUGUGUGUGUGUGUGUGUGUGUGUGUGUGUGUGUGUGUGUGUCUGAGUGUGUGUGAGUGUGUGUGAGUGUGUGUUUGUGUCUGUGUGUGUGUGUGUGUGUGUCUGAGUGUGUGUGAGUGUGUGUGAGUGUGUGUUUGUGUCUGUGUGUGUGUGUGUGUCUGUGUGUGUGUGUGUGUGUCUGUGUGUGUGUGCGUCUGUGUGUCUGUGUGUGCGUGUGUGCGUCUGUGUGUGCGUCUGUGUGUGCGUGCAUGCCAGGGGCCAAGUCCAAAUCCCUAUUGCCAUUUUAGCUAGCUAGCUAGCCACCGGAGGACAAUGACACAACGAGAUGCAACAAUUCAAAAAAAAUGUCUGUCAAUGACAUUUGGCUUCUGAUGUAAUAUGAUGGCAGUGAAUCCAAAAUCCAAAAUUGCCUUCCCUUGACACUUUUUAUUGGUGCACCACGACCAUUCACAGUUGCGCUCACUCAGUUUAGCUCAACGCUGAUUGGCUGUUAUUGAAUCAAACAGAUGGGCUACACAUACUGAGACAGAGGGGGGGCGCUGUUUCGUUCACUCGGAUGCUUUCCCCGGUGAGACACAUUCAGCCUCUUGCAAAUUGAAGGAAAUGUAUGAAAUACAGAGCGACGAAAUGACCAUUAUUUGUAUGUGUUUUUAUUUUUGGGGGGGACAUUUUUUUUGGAGGAAGCCUGGCUUCCCUUUGCAUCCAUGAAUACACGCCACUGAUUUUAAUAGUAAUGUUAAAUGAUACACAUUGGCUGUUGCCUCCCAUUUAAGUUUAUUGUGAUGAUAAUGAUGUUUGUUUUUGAUGAUAAUUAUUAGAUGGAGGUCGAUAGCUACAAUGAUAUCUUCAACCUAGCCUUUGCUAUAAAGUUAGAGAAAGAAAUUGAGGAAAAAGUAGCUAAGCAAAACAGUCUGUCCUCCAUCUUUGCUUUACAAACACUACACCUCCGUGAUGAAAUACGUCAAGAUGUAAACAAGGCAUAAUGUUCAAAACAAACAAGUGGGAACUCAGAACUGGGAACUUGGAAAUCUCUGACUUCCCACUUCAGUGCGUUCAAGACAACUGGGAACUCGGGGAAAAAACGAGCUCCGACUGGGAAAAAUAGUUUUGAAUGGUCAUCCAAUUCGAAAUUCCAACCCGGGCCUCUUUCUAGAGCUUUCCGACCUGAAGAUCACUGACGUCAUGAUUUGACCUAGUAUUUUUCAGAGUUCCCAGUUGUCUUGAAAGCACCAUAUGACCAGGGCCCAUAUCCACAAAGCAUCUCUGAAAAUGUCUUAGAAAUCCUUUUAAAACCUGUUUCAAGACAACAACAAAAACUCCCAGCUCAGAGUAGGUUUUAGGAUGAUGUUAAAUACACUGCUCAGACAAACUCUGAGCCAGGAGUAAAAUCAACUCAUAAAAGUAUAUCUCAGCUGGUAAUCAGGACAGUUUCAGGUUCCGUAAAGGAAAGAUAGUGCUGAUGUUUAUUGACAUUGUUGUAAAUUGGGGAAUAACCAGUCGCGAUGAGGCAUCGCCAGCUGUGAACCCUCUAGCCUGCGUUGCUUCAGACAACCACAGUGAAUGUGACUGUACAUAAAAUGUUUCAAUGGUAAAACCUUUUGAUAUAAUUUCAUCUGACACCAUCACUUUACCUACUCUUAGUUAUUGGCUAAUAUGUUGGCAUGCAUUACCUUUUUUUUUUUUUUUUUUUUUACCAAUUACGAUGGUUGUUAAAAGCGGAAUUUUGACAAUAGAUACUGUCUAGAUUAUUUAUUGAGUGAUCAUAUAGAAAUAUCCAAACAUGAUUUUAGCAACUCCAAAGCAAUUGCAUAAGGCGCAGGAACCACUGAUUCGCUGCAUUUUUCUAAUACAGUUGUGGCCUUAAGUAACCAUCUGUCUUAUGGAACCGUACCAAACGUAACAUAUCAUGCUAAUUUGAUGUUCCAGAUUUACAUUUACUAUGUUACGUCUAGUCUAUGAGACCAGGGUGCAAUGAUGUAAAUCAGUUUUGUUUGAUGUUUUUUUCUGCAUUGCAUAAUAUGCAGUAGACUAUGUAUUGCAUAACGGCACCAUCAUUUUUUUAUUUCAGGUUAUUUUGUCUCUGGCUUAGGCUCAUAUAUAGGCCUAUGCAUAUGCAUUAGUGUUUUUUAAUUAAUAAUCACCUUAGAAAGUGCUGUACAUUUCAUUGUGUUAGACUUUGAAACAACAUCCACAAAGACCAUAUUUUACACUCAGUUUCAACCUGUUGUUGAACUCUCUUUCUUCAAAUUGAUCAAUCACAGCGAGGUGAGUUUUAAAAGCACGAUACUGUUUUGAUGAUAAGUGUUUGAUGUGAUUUUUGAUUGCAUUUGCAUUGAUGUCAGAGUGGUUAGAGGGACAAUAGAGCCCUGAGUACCUGGUCAUUAGCGACCUGAUGGUUAGAGGGGCAAUAGAGCCCUGAGUACCAGGCCAUUAGGACCUGAUGGUUAGAGGGCCAAUAGAGCCCUGAGUACCAGGCCAUUAGGACCUGAUGGUUAGAGGGACAAUAGAGCCCUGAGUACCAGGCCAUUAGGACAUGAUGGUUAGAGGGACAAUAGAGCCCUGAGUACCAGGCCAUUAGGACCUGAUGGUUAGAGGGACAAUAGAGCCCUGAGUACCAGGCCAUUAGGACCUGAUGGUUAGAGGGCCAAUAGAGCCCUGAGUACCAGGCCAUUAGGACCUGAAGGUCGUUAUCAGUUGGAUACUACCAACGCAUGUCCAGAGUGCGUAAGAGGAGAAUUUUACUGCGGUCACAUGACUGCCCGUGUGGCGGUAACACGGUCACCACAACAGCCCUACUUACGAUCAAUUUUCUACUCUGAGAUGCUUUGUGGAUAUGGGCUCAGCUUUCAGUCUGUCUUUAAAUAUCCCCACCAGCACUUUAUCCCCACCAGCACUUUAUCCCCACCAGCGCUUUAUCCCCACCAGCGCUUUAUCCCCACCAGCACUUUAUCCCCACCAGCACUUUAUCCCCACCAGCACUUUAUCCCCACCAGCGCUUUAUCCCCACCAGCGCUGCCUGAAAUUGCCACUUUGGCGCAUGUUUUUAAGGACACACCUCAGAUAUUGCCCCUCCCACCUCAGAUAUUGCCCCUCCCACCUCAGAUAUUGCCACCCCUCCCACCUCAGAUAUUGCCACCCCUCCCACCUCAGAUAUUGCCACCCCUCCCACCUCAGAUAUUGCCACCCCUCCCACCUCAGAUAUUGCCACCCCUCCCACCUCAGAUAUUGCCACCCCUCCCACCUCAGAUAUUGCCACCCCUCCCACCUCAGAUAUUGCCACCCCUCCCACCUCAGAUAUUGCCCCUCCCACCUCAGCACAAGGAGCUCAUAUACGAAGC